CAGCAUCGCCUACUCGCCUGAAUUCAUUUGCUCCGACAGCUUGUCAGGAACCGGAUAUUUUGUAAACAACUAAGCAAAGGGUUAAUUAAUUUUGCUCACUUUUUUCUUCUUCCUGCAUUUCUUCAUCAUUUUAUCUUAUCAAAAAUACAUAUUCAAUUGCAAUAGUAAAUUCAAUCUUAUUUUAUUUAAUAAAUUUAUUUAAGGAUUAAUCAUGAAUCGGAAAGGUAAUAAAAAGAAUAUAUAUAUAUUUGUAUUGAUAUAAUUAUUAAAAUAUAUUAUUGUAAGAUUUAAAAAUGCAUAUAAUAAUUAUUUUUUUUUAUUUAUCACGUAAUAACUUUUUAGAAUACUAAUUCAUGAAAUUAUAAAUAUGAUAAAUAAGAAUUAAAAAAUUCACGAUAAUCAACGAUAAUUUAUCUAUUAAAAUCAUUAGUCACGUGAUCUAGAUAUAGAGAAUUCGUUUUAAAAGUUUCUCUUAGUUUUUUCUAGUAAUAAUUUCUUACAAUAUAUAUAAUAAUAUGUGACAUUAUAUUAUGUAUUUAUAAAUAUUUAAGAAUACAUUAAUAGAUAAUAUAUUAUUUAAAACUGAUAAUUAUCAUUUAUUUAAUUAUCUCAGUAAUUAAUUGUGAAGCCAUUAAUAUAAAUAUAAUACAUAUUUAUGAAAAUUAAGUUAUUAAAUCAAAAUAAGAAAUAAAUAAUUAGUUUUAAUUAAUUAAUAUUUUUAAUUAUUCCAUUUUCGAAUGUUAUGUAAUAAUGUGUGUGUGUGUGUGUGUGUGUGUAUAUAUUAACCGCAUGAUAUUUGAAAAUAGAAUUGAAAAACAUAUUUACUUUUUAUUUAUUUGAAGAUAUAUAUAUUAUUUUGAAAUAAUUAUAUAUCUUUAUUUAAUAAUUUAUUAGAAUUUAGUAAUAUCUAUUAUCUAAUUUAAUAUCUAAUAUAUAUCUAUCUAUUAUCAAAUAUGUAUAAUUUAAUAUCUAUUAUAAUAUUUUUUAUCAUAAUAUCUUUCUGUUAUGAUGAUUUUAAAAAAUCAUUGAAUUGAUACUAAUAAUGUACAUGUAUUAUUUGAAUUUAGCGGUCAUAAUGUUUCUAAAUGAAAGUGAAAAACUUCAAGAAUGUGUUUUAGUAUAAUAUAGUGAACUUCUGUUUUAGUAUAGUAUAGUAUAGUAUACUCAAAACUUGCGAGACUAAAUUAUUUUGUUAUAAAUUAAAGUAUAUAUAUUUAAAAUAUAUUAAUUUAAUUUAAAUAUAAUUUAAAUAAUAAUUUAUAUAUAAUUAUGUAAUAUAUAUAUAUAUAUAUUCGUAUAUUAAACAAAAAUAUUCAUGCAUUUAAAAAACACACGUGAGUGAAUUUUAUUACUUAAAAAAAAUAAGAAUGGCACGUAAAAAAUCAUUUCGUGGAAAAAGAAAAUUUCAUCGUUAUAAUGAUCGACCAAAGCCAAAAAAAAAUAAAUUUAACUUAAAAGAUUCAACAUAUGUCAAAGAUCGCGAUAUUAAAAAUAGGGAAAUUGAAAAACGUAGACAAAUGUUAGAAGAAGAAAAACAGCAACAACAAUUAGAAAUAGAAAGUAAUAGUUCUGGUGAUGAACAAGAAAAUCCAUUACAAAAUUUAUUAUUAUCAUUUUCAAAUACUACUAAUUUACAAGUGACUGCUAUUGAUUCUAAUUCAGAAAGUGAUGUAUGUAGUGAUAAGGAUGAUAUUGAUAAGAAUGAUAAAGAAACCAAUAAUUUAACAUUGCAAUUCGACAAUAUAGAUGAGAAGGUAGAUUUAACAAGUGAUAAUGAAGACAUUAAAAUAAAAGAGAUUGAUGAAGAAGAUCCAGAAACAGCUCAAGAAGAUGCUGGUUAUUUAAAAGAUCCAUUUUCAAUUCAUCUUCAUAAUGAUUUAAGUGAUAAACUUUAUGAAGCAGUUUCUAAUGUUCCACAAAUUAUGGAAACGCAAAAGAUAACUUGGCCUGUUUUAGGCAAUCUCAUAUGUGAAAUAUCAAAAUCUUUUGAAGAUUCAAAAGACACAAAAAAAUCUAAUAUUUCUGUUUUAGAACAUAAACAAUUUGCUAAAUGUGGUACUAUCCCUGAAUUAAUUGAUAAUAUAGAGUGGAAUAAAUUAUAUAUAAAAUCUCAAAUUCAUGGUAAUAUUAUAAAAGCAAAUUAUUCAAAUAUAAAAGAUAAUGUAAAUUCAUUUGCUAUGACUCCUUUGCAAAAGGAAUUAUUUUCAAUAAUAAAUAAUUAUCAAGAUUUAUAUUAUCCUGAAAGAACAUUUUUUAAUGCUGAUCAAAUAAGAUUUGUGUAUUGUUUGCAUAUAAUCAAUCAUGUGUUAAAAACACGUACAAAAGUAUUACAUCAUAAUGCAAAAAUAAAAUCAAAAUCUACAAAUAUAACAGAAAUUCCAGAUGAAUAUAGAGAUCAAGGUUUAGUAAGACCAAAAGUUUUAAUAAUAGUUCCUUUUAGACAUUCAUGUUUAAAAAUUGUUGAAUUAUUAAUAUCUAUUUUAAUUGGAAAAGACGAAGGUGGUUCUGUAAUGAAUAAGAAGAGAUUUAUGGAAGAUUUUAGUGGUGAUAAAUUAAUAAUGCCAAAAAGGAAUCCAAAACCUGAAGAUUAUGAAUUGACAUUUCAAGGAAAUACAGAUGAUACGUUCAAAAUAGGAAUUGCUAUUACAAAAAAAACUUUAAAAUUAUAUUCAGAAUUUUAUUCUUCUGAUAUAAUAAUUUCAUCUCUAUUAGGUUUAAGAAUAUUAAUAGGUGCAGAAGGUGAAGCAGAUAGAGAUUAUGAUUUCUUGGCAUCAAUAGAAUUAUUAAUUCUUGAUCAAGCAGAAUUAUUUUUAAUGCAAAAUUGGGAUCACAUGAUACAUGUAUUAAAUCAUUUACAUUUACAACCUAAGGAUUCUCAUGGGACAGAUUUUUCUAGAGUAAGAAGUUGGUGUGUAAAUGGAUGGACUAAAUACUAUAGACAGACAUUAAUAUUUUCAAGUAUUCAUGUACCUGAAAUUUAUGGAAUAUUUAAUAAGAAAUGUUACAAUUAUGCAGGAAAAAUAAAAGUAAUAAAUUCUAUUUCUUCUGGAUCUAUUUGUCAAAUAGCUAUGCAGAUUCCACAAGUAUUUCACAAAUUUGAAACUUUAAAUCAUUCUCAUGCCUUAGAAUAUAGAAUGGAAUUCUUUAUAACAAAAAUACUUCCUCAGUAUAAGGAUAGAAUUAUGAAUCAUUCACUGAUUUUUAUACCAUCUUAUUUUGAUUUUGUAAAAUUACGUAAUUAUUUCAAAAAAGAAGAAUAUAGUUUUGUACAAAUUUGUGAAUAUUCCAAAGAUGCAAAAGUAGCAAGAGCAAGAGACAUGUUCUUUCAUAGUGAUGCACAUUUCCUUCUAUAUUCAGAACGAUUUCACUUUUUUCGUAGAAUAAGAGUGAAAGGUAUAAGACAUAUUAUAUUUUAUGCACCACCAAUUUUUCCUCAAUUUUACACAGAAAUGUGCAAUUUAAUGCAAGAAGCUAAUCAAAAUCCACGUUCAGGAUCUGAAAGUAAUAUGACAGUUACUGUUUUAUAUUGUAAAUAUGAUAUUAUGCAAUUGUCUGCAAUUGUGGGUACUCAAAGAGCUAAUCAAAUGCUUGCCUCAGAAAAAUCUAUUCAUAUGAUUAUGACUGGUGAAUAGGGAACAAAAAUAUAUUGUAAAUAUUUUAUGUAACUUUAUGUAAUUAUUUUAAUGUCAAUUGUAUAUUAUCACUCUUGAUAUUAUUAAAUAUAAAAAUUUAGUAUUGCAGUUUAUAUUAUUAAUAAUAAAAAAUAUUUUAUUUAA
This is a messenger RNA of Apis cerana (Asiatic honeybee), 3776 nucleotides long. RefSeq names its product U3 small nucleolar RNA-associated protein 25 homolog. Gene Ontology annotation, biological process: maturation of SSU-rRNA from tricistronic rRNA transcript (SSU-rRNA, 5.8S rRNA, LSU-rRNA). NCBI's taxonomy places the organism in Eukaryota, Metazoa, Arthropoda, Insecta, Hymenoptera, Apidae. The record is from RefSeq and is a predicted model, not a curated record. Gene Ontology annotation, cellular component: nucleolus; small-subunit processome. Gene Ontology annotation, molecular function: rRNA binding; U3 snoRNA binding.